This is a messenger RNA of Setaria italica (foxtail millet), 2278 nucleotides long. RefSeq names its product protein LAZ1 homolog 1. The record is from RefSeq and is a predicted model, not a curated record. The coding region runs from base 459 to 1910 and encodes 483 amino acids. The transcript has 9 exons. Gene Ontology annotation, biological process: transport. Gene Ontology annotation, molecular function: transporter activity. Lineage: Eukaryota; Viridiplantae; Streptophyta; Magnoliopsida; Poales; Poaceae.
CCGCACCGCACGCCAUCGUCGUCGUCGUCGUCACACACAACAAGAGCGAAGAAGCGGCAGCCUGCCUAUUCCCGUCUUCCGCCGGCCCGUUCCGCCGAACACGCCUCCAGGUCUCCUUCCGCCCGAGCACGCCACCUCGGAUCCCCCUCCCCGCUCACGUGCGCGGGCGACACCGCGCCCUCCUCCACCGGCCACUCCUCUCCUCCCCCCACCUGUCCACCGAACGGCGGCGUCGAGUGGGGAUCCCUCGGGACUGGUUGGGAAGAAUCAGCAUGCUCUACAGAGAAGUGUUGCAGAAGACUAAAAGGAGUUUGGGAAGAUUGCAGAAUUACCAAAAAAAGAUUUGCCCUUCAGCUUCUGAGUCCUUCAAUCCUCUAGUCCGUUGAAGAACAAAGCCAGGAGUUCUGACUAAAGACGACAAUCACAACACAUUAGCCCUCAUUACCUCUUCCAACAGCAUGGCACUGAAAAAUGUGAUCCGUUUCAUUUUGGUGCUGACCCAUGUGAGCAGUUGUUUGGCUCGAUCAGGGAACAUGUUCUCUCCUGGCUUUGUUUCUGCGUCGAAGUCAUUACCAGGCUGGCCAAUUUUGAGUGCAGGAACAUCUGUAACUGUUGCUCUUGUUCUGUCGUUGUUUCUAACCUUUGAGCAUCUGUGUGCAUACCAUCAACCUGAGGAGCAAAAAUUCAUGAUUGGCCUUAUUCUGAUGGUUCCAGUAUAUGCUGUUCAAUCAUUCUUCUCAUUACUGAAUUCGAAUGUUGCAUUCAUCUGUGAACUGAUGCGGGACUGUUACGAGGCAUUUGCCAUGUAUUGCUUCGAGAGAUAUUUGAUAGCAUGCUUAGGUGGGGAGGAAAGUACCAUUAGGUUUAUGGAGGGUCGGCUUCAAAUCAGUGAGAGCUCGCCUCUGCUAGAUGAUGAUUAUGAUUAUGAUUAUGGCAUUGUGAAGCAUCCUUUCCCAUUGAACUGCUUCAUGAGAAAUUGGUACCUUGGUCCCGACUUCUACCAUGCUGUGAAGAUUGGUAUUGUUCAAUAUAUGAUCCUUAAGCCUAUUUGUGCUGUCUUGGCAAUAUUCAUGGAGCUUCUAGGAAUCUAUGGAGAAGGAAAGUUUGCAUGGAAAUAUGGGUAUCCAUAUUUGGCUGUUGUACUAAAUUUCAGCCAGACAUGGGCGUUAUAUUGCCUUAUACAGUUCUAUACUGCUACCAAGGAGAAGCUGGAACCUAUUAAACCUCUGUCUAAGUUUCUUACUUUCAAAUCUAUUGUAUUCUUGACCUGGUGGCAAGGUGUUGCUGUUGCAUUUCUUUUCUCAACUGGGCUUUUUAAAGGACAUUUGGCACAAAGAUUGCAAACACGUAUCCAGGAUUACAUUAUAUGCCUUGAGAUGGGGGUUGCAGCUGUGGUUCAUUUGAAAGUAUUUCCAGCUAAACCUUACAGACGUGGGGAAAGAAGUGUUUGCAAUGUUGCUGUCAUGUCUGAUUAUGCCUCUCUGGGAGCUCCAGAUCCUGAAGAAGUCGGAGGAGGGAUUGACAGCUUAACAGUAUUGCAAACUCCUCCUGGUACCAAAGACAGGCGGUUGAGUUUUCCUCAGAGCGUUCGUGAUGUUGUGUUGGGGAGCGGCGAAAUCAUGGUUGAUGACGUAAAAUAUACAGUUUCCCAUGUUGUGGAGCCUAUGGAGCGGAGAUUUACCAAGAUUAACAAGACAAUUCAUCAAAUUUCUGAAAACGUCAAGCAGCUCGAGAAGCAAAAGAGGAAAGCAAAGGAUGACAGUCAUAUUCCCCUAGAACCAUGGUCAGAGGAAUUUUCAGAAGCUCAUGAUCAUGUUGUGGGUGGUAGUGUUAGUGAUAGCGGAUUAGCUAAGACAAGGUACAAUAGACCCCGGAGGUCAUUUGAGUCCAGAUUGCGCAGAUGGUUCUAGCAGGCAGUCAGUGUUGGUGGGUUAAUUGAUUUUGAUUUUGACCAACGGAGGGGGUUAACCUUUAACCCCAGUGGGUUAUACGUCAUAGGACAGCAAGGAAAAAAUAACAACAAAUCUGACCACUAGUAGUUAGCAGGAGGUUGCUUCAGACUUUCAGUUACCGCCCCUAGCUACUUCCUCUUGUUUAUAGCUGACCCUGGCUCUUCCCGUUUCAGGAGGCAGUAGUUACAUGAGUCUUUGAUGUGUGAGCGUCCUUGUUUAGAACUUACCUGAAGUGCAGGCAAAUACUGAUGUAACCGGACCCUUCGCCCCCAGAGUUUGUUGGAAUAAAUAUGCAUUCAGGGGAGAGAUUUGUAUGAUACUUUAAA